UGUACUUUGCACGUUUCAUCUGGUCCUGAUAGCUUAGCACAAAUCUUCAAAUACAAUUGUGACAAAGAAAUGCAAAAUCAUUAGAAUUUUAGGUGGACAACUUCUACAUAUCAUUAAAGACUUGCUUGGGAUUGGAUUUGCAGAGCCUUGGGCAUGUAUAGUUGUAAGAAGAUAAGAGGAAGACAUACCAGUCAAGCUAAAUCUUCCAUAAAACUAAACCAGUUCAAUUUGUGAAGAUAUCAGUUAUGCUUGGGUUUAAACAGAAGUGGGUUGGAUCAUUCAAGGGAUCAGGGAUUUAUGCAAAGAAUCCUGACUUGUAUAUGCAGAUCAAGAUGGCAUUUAAUUAAAAAAUACACAGCUGUACUUGUUGUAUAGCCCAAUAUAAAACUUUGUGAUUAAACAAAACUGCAGUUAAAGCAUUGUGAAAAAAGUUAUUCUAUAAUUACAAAAUGUGAGGUUAUGAAUGUAAUCAGCAGUAAUUAAAGAUUGACUUCAUUGUUCACUGACUAAGAGCUAGAGCCUUAUUUAAAUUGAUUUUCAUUUAUUCUAAAUAUAAAAUUUCUUAAAGAUCUGAACUGAGUCACCGCUUAAAAAACACACAGCAAGUGAUUUUUUUUUUUCCAGAGCCAAGAGAAAUACAUGCCUAUGCCUGGACCACGAGUAGCUCCAGCUUUCUGGAGCCAAAUCCUCAGGUAUGUAUUUUUUCUCCUGUUACUAACUGUCAGAAACAAUAAGUUAGCAAUGAAAAAGAAAAAUUAAAACCAGUGUGGACUGAAAGUGAAAGUUGGUAUUGCACAUUAAAGACCCAGAAUAUUUACAGUAACAUUUCUACUUGCAUCCCACUUUGCCGAGUAAAACACAGAUCACUUUUCAUCCUUGGUUGCUUUCUUUGUAAUAUACAACAGAUAAGCCUUUUGAAUACCAAGAAUUUUUUUCAUUGCUAUCAUUCUGAAUUCUGACUGUGGAAUGGAUCAGAGAGCACUGAAAUAAAGCCAGUACAUGUACUGGCAAAAUCCACAACUGGGAUAAAUCACUUCAGUCCCCAGUUUUUGUCAGGAUAGUGGUCAUGGGUUGACAAGAUACAAGUCAAACUGGAAAUAGCUGGAAUCACAGUUUACAAGAGUUAACUUCAUAAAAGCUGCUUCUCUGUGUGGCUACUGCAGCCUUUGAGAGCUGAAGCGCCAUACCUUCCAUAUCAGGAAGGUGCAUAUAUUGAGCCUUUUGCUGAGCUAGGAAAAGUAGGCUGAGCCACAAAUUAUAUGGAACAGCCCAAUAUGCUGAAAUAGAGACAAUCAUAAGAAAAGUUUAUCAACUUUGGACUUUGAGAGAAAAUGGUAAAAAGAUGAAUGCAAAGUGAGUGACAAAUGGGAUUAAUCCAAGUGAGAGCUGAGAAUGAAGUUGAGAAUGUUAAGGAAGGACAUGAUGCAUUCUGUGUUUGUGUAUAAGAAAGGCUGAGUAAUAAAAGGUUGCCUGGUGCCGUACACCUUCAUGCUCAUUUUGGAUCCUUCCUGUGAAAAAGCCCGAUUCACCUAUGUCCUCCUCACCACAAGGUGGCACAUAUGUACUCCCUAUGAUUUUUAACUGUCUCUACAGUUUACUUCAUUCUUACAUUACUUCAAUUUUUACACAGAGGAAGGAGUGAGAGAAUAAAUGCAGGGAAUGAUAAACUGCAUUAUAUUAUCAAGCACAGACUACUAAAGGUAAGCAAACUACUCUUAAUAUGUGGGUUAAUUCCAAACUUUCCUUGUUGCUAUUAUUUACAAAAGGGUCUGAGGUGUAUGCACAUCAAAAAUGUGGGAAACAAACAGGAUAAGGAGGUACUGAAAAAUUAGCUCCAUUGUGUUUUAUAAAUACAUUCACUGGAAAUUCAACAGAAUUUAAGGGUGAAAUGGACCAUAGACUUUGGGUAGCAGACUGGUGCCAAAGAUCGAAAUAAGCGUAUAGAAGCAGAAAAUCAGGAAUAUCUACCCAUUAUUUUGAUUCCCUGUAUUUUAAGUCUGCAGCUCAGCCAGUGGUUGAUAUACAGCAUAAGAGUUUUUCUUGCAUUGUGGCCACUUCUAGGGAACUAGACUGUUACGUAGAAGUAAUUUUUCCUUCAUGCUGAUAAAGACUGUGUUUGAACAGGUCUUUGAACAUCCAAAUAUACAGUCUCAUUUUCACCUAGUGGCUGAUGAAAUAAAAAUCUCAUGCUAUAAAGAUCUAUUGCAUGAUCUAUAAAUGGCCCCAGCACACCCUUUUCCACAGUACAUAAUGGACCCACAUGCUUCAUAUCCAUCAGAAAGGCACUAAGCAGACUAUGAAUCCACCGAACUGCAGAAGGGAUUUGAAAGCAAAUGGAGAUAAAUGUGUGAGUACAAAAGAGAGGAAGGAGGAAUUUCUUAAGGACAGAUAACUGCUGACCUAAACCAAGCACAGAAACACUGGCUAGUAUGUGAAGCAGUUCUGUCCACAUACCACAGAAUAUAUGUUUUUAGAAAGUAGAUUCUUGGAGAUUUAAAGUAUAAACUAUGUACACAGCUCCCUCUGAUGACCACUGGACACGAUACAAUGCGAGUCUCCUUUUAUUUUUGUUCGUGCAUUCAACUGACAGCUGACUGGUUAAAUUCUAAUUGCUUCCAAGUGAGGUCAGCAAAGGUAUUUAUCGAAAAGGACUGAACAACAGGCUCAACACACACAUGCACGCGCACGCAUAAGCACAUACACACCAUCGCUCCAGCGUGUUGAUUUAUGGAAACAAUUAUAAUUCUGGUGGAGUCUUUCUGAGCUGAGAAAGUUUGUAGCUACAGUAGAGUGUCUCAUGUUGCAAAAAGCAGACAACAGAAAUGGAGUACUUGUGUAUCCAGCUCUUAUCAACAGGAACAAAUCUUUUACUUUCAGUGCAAGCAGCAAAUUCAAGUAGUACAGAAGGUCACGACAACAAAGGUUUUUAUAACUUGUGUCUUUAAAGGAUAUUCUGACUGAAGAGAUAUUUAAGAAGCUCUUCUAUUUCACCACUAACUAUUAAGGAAUAACGAUCAGAAUUCUAGAAGAGGGAACAAUCUCAUUUAAGUGAAUCUGUAACUCGUAAAGACAGAAGGCAGGUCGGUGACCUAAGAGCAACAGUCUACUUGAGAUUUAAUUUUCAUUAUGUUGUUCAUGAACACCCAGAACACUGCACUAUAAUGCACAAAUGGAUACUGACAUGGAUCCUGCCAAUUUUGCUCUACAGAUCAUACUUUUACAUUAUCUUUCUAAUGGGCACUAUAUCUUUAGCUUGCAAUGACAUGACUCCAGAGCAAAUGGCUACAAAUGUGAACUGUUCCAGCCCUGAGCGACACACCAGAAGCUAUGAUUAUAUGGAAGGGGGGGAUGUAAGAGUGAGAAGACUUUUCUGUCGAACUCAGUGGUAUAUGAGGAUUGAUAAGCGAGGCAAAGUAAAAGGGACAAGAGAAGCAAACAACAACUACAGUAUUCUAGAAAUCCGAACAGUGGCAGUUGGAAUAGUGGCAAUCAAAGGAGUGGAAAGUGAAUACUUUCUGGCAAUGAACAAGUCAGGAAGACUCUAUGGAAAGAAAGUAUGCAAUGAGGACUGCAACUUCAUAGAACUGAUUGAAGAAAACCAUUAUAACACAUAUGCUUCUGCAAAAUGGACACACAAAGGAAAGGAGAUGUUUGUUACAUUAAACCACAAAGGGGUCCCCAUGAAAGGUAAAAAAACAAAGAAAGAACACAGAGCAUCCCACUUUCUUCCACUGGCAAUAUCCUAAUCACAAAUGAUCUAUACAAAAACUAGUUCCAGCAGGAAGAUUAUUUUUAAGAAGACUAUUUGACAAGUUACCAAGAGAGGCUGGAAUACUACUGAGAAACUGAACAAGCUGGACUUGCGCAUUUAUCUUUAUUUUUAAAAGACUACAUGAAAAAGAUUUGAAAAUAUACACAAAACCAGAUUUACUAACUAAAAGUUGUAAAAAAUUCUAAAGAGUUGUACAAUCAUUAUCUUAGUCAUUGUAACUGGGUAGUUUCUUAAAUUAAUUUACCCUGAAGAAUAAGUCAUUACUUGAUUAUCUGAUAAUAUUUUAUUUAAAAAACCCUAUCUGCUUCUUAAAUAUGGCUGCUAUAAUAAUAAUAAGCAGAUGAUAAUGUUGUGUAAAAUAUGUCAGACUUUAAGGCUGCUGGAAUGAGUUGUCAGAUUAUCAAGUCAAUAGUAAAUGUGGAGGCUGAGCAGUAUUUUAAAUACUUCCCCAAGAAACUGAUAUCCUAUACAUAAACUAUAUGAUCAGAAAAAAAAUAUAAUCUUGUAAAUGUUUAUUGUUGUAUUCAGAUAAAAGAGUUAGUUUGGAAAAAUUAUGUUUACUCUAACACAAAAUGUUCCUAUCUAUUAAUGAAACAAAUACCUAAUGCUGCUCUAAAAGAUGUUUCAAAUAGUGUAUGUAAAAUAAGAAUAGGAUUAAAUAAUGUACUUCAUCUCACUUUUCACAAAUUAACAUUUUAUAUAACGAUGAAGCAAAAAUUCAGACAUAUUAAGGUUUUUUAUGUAACAUAUCCUAUCUUUUGUAUAAUUCCUGUUAGGGCAUACAGCUUUCAAUAUUGUUUUUCCAUCCUUAUACAUGCUUUUUCUGUUGUUACAGCAUUAAACUUUAUUUUAAGUUGUAUUUGAA
This is a messenger RNA of Pezoporus flaviventris, 4637 nucleotides long. It is a transcript of the gene FGF7, whose product is annotated as fibroblast growth factor 7. The transcript is spliced from 4 exons. Bases 3162 to 3746 code for a protein of 194 amino acids. The record is from RefSeq and is a predicted model, not a curated record. Gene Ontology annotation, molecular function: type 2 fibroblast growth factor receptor binding; growth factor activity. Gene Ontology annotation, cellular component: cytoplasm. NCBI's taxonomy places the organism in Eukaryota, Metazoa, Chordata, Aves, Psittaciformes, Psittacidae. Gene Ontology annotation, biological process: positive regulation of epithelial cell proliferation; fibroblast growth factor receptor signaling pathway; positive regulation of DNA-templated transcription.